This is a messenger RNA of Triticum dicoccoides, 705 nucleotides long. Its product is annotated as putative F-box protein At1g65770. Gene Ontology annotation, molecular function: protein binding. The transcript has a single exon. Lineage: Eukaryota; Viridiplantae; Streptophyta; Magnoliopsida; Poales; Poaceae. The record is from RefSeq and is a predicted model, not a curated record.
AAAAAGUACUAGCACACCCCAUUGAAAAAGAAGAAGAGGAAAGGAGCCGCCUUUUUCCUUGCGAUGGCCGGCGGUUGGUCCUCUCUCCCGGCGGAUCUUCUCAAUCAGAUCUCGGGUCGCCUGAUCUCCGAUGCCGACCAGCUCCAAGCCCACCAGGUAUGCGCCCACUGGCGAGCCACCAUUCCUCGUCCGGCUGCCUACCGCCCGUGGGUCGUCGCCGCCCGACAGGCGCCCGACGGGCAGGGCCCAGUCGGCGAGUACUCCUUCCUGCUCCCUCGCGGCGUCCAGGGCGUCGACUUCAAGGCGGCCCCACCCGGCCUCCCGUAGUGCUGCGGCACGCCUCGCGGCUGGCUCGCCCUUGCGGACGAUGUCCGAUCCCCCACGCGGCUCGUGCUGUGGGAGCCCCACUCCGGCACCGAGAUCCCGCUUCCAUGCCUGUCUUCAGUUUCAGUCAUACAGGUCUUCCUUUCCGACGACCCGCUCGAAUGAGGGCCCAUCGGCCCAUUUUGACCACGAAUGAGGGCCCAUCGGCCCAACCCGAGGAGAAUGGGCCGACUGGAUUAGUAACCCCUUAUUUAGGAUACCGUCACUUAGACAAAUCUAGCUUAUAAGCACAAAAGCUCUUAUCAAGGCCUUUCUCCUGCUGAAUAAAGUGAAUGCACUCAAAAACAAUUAACACAUUAUCCGUAGUCAUCCGCCCAGGGA